Sodiomyces alkalinus F11 is the source of this 2751-nucleotide messenger RNA. RefSeq names its product TFP11-domain-containing protein. Lineage: Eukaryota; Fungi; Ascomycota; Sordariomycetes; Glomerellales; Plectosphaerellaceae. The transcript has a single exon. Gene Ontology annotation, molecular function: nucleic acid binding. Gene Ontology annotation, biological process: spliceosomal complex disassembly. The record is from RefSeq and is a predicted model, not a curated record. The coding region runs from base 78 to 2633 and encodes 851 amino acids. Gene Ontology annotation, cellular component: U2-type post-mRNA release spliceosomal complex.
CACCUACCUCACCAACUCACCAACUUAUUCAACAUCAUCGUGGCUGAAUAGCCAGCUGGCUUUCUUUCUCACCGACCAUGUCUGAAUAUCCAAAGUUCGAUCCAUCCCGCUUGACCAAAUCUUUUGCAGCAGCGCAGUAUUCCUCCGAAUCGGAGGAAGAAGAAGACGACGACUUCACCAUCCCCCAAGUAGACCCUUCCGCCGGCGAUGACUUUAGAGACUCGAAUCCCCGUAAACGUCGACGCGUCGGGAACGCCAAGGAGCGCGCCGCAUUAGGAAUAUUCGCCUCCGAUAGCGAAGAUGACGGGCCCGGGAGGCGUUGGAAAUCCAGGACUCUCCGCGGCAAGGGCAUGAACUUUGUUUCCACCGGUUCCGCAUCCAACGGCCAACCGGAAGAGGAGGCGAAGGAGUACUCAGACGAGGAGGGCGAUGCAAAUAUCAAUGCCGUCGACGGAGAAAGCGAAUCAGACGAGGAGGACGAAGAAGACGAAGAAGAAGACCGGGGCGUAGGACUCGGUUUUCGGAGCACGCAUGCUGCGCGUGCGGGCCAGGCCUUUGUAGCGGCGCAGAACAACGACAACAACAACACAGGUGGCGGCACUUCAGAAUCCCAAACUACCCGACAACGGCCCUCGUUUCCGAAAACCAAGUUCGAUGGCAAGAGCGCCCUCGGUCGAGGGUUCGUCCCUUCGUCAGCAUACCAACCCGUCUUGAAAGAAUCGGUCGACGACGACGAUGCCUCCCCGAACCCCCAAGUCGCGCGGCCCAGCGCCUUCGCCCCCGCCAAGGGCAACAAGACAAAAAUAAACCCCCAAUCCUUUGGCGCUCGCAUGAUGGCCAAGAUGGGCUACGUCGAAGGACGGGGCCUGGGCAAGGAAGGGCAGGGCCGCAACGUCAUCAUCGAAGCGCACCUACGUCCUCAGGGUGUCGGUCUCGGUGCCGUGCGAGAAAAGUCCGAGGCCGAGAAGAAAGAAGAGAAAAGGCAAGCGAGACUACGGGGCGAGACGGUCAUCGACUCGGACGAGGAAGAGAAGCAGAGGAAGCGAGAGAGGAAGAAGAAAGCGGCCUCCGGUAGCGGGGCUACCAGCGGUACCGGCACUCCGUCGGCGCGGCACAAGACCACUUUCAUGACGGCAGAGGAGCUCAGAAAGACGGCUCCCGGCCUACAAAUUCCAGAGGCGUUCGCGCCCAUCCUGGACAUGACGGGGCCGGGCAACAAGCUCCUCACGUCUACGUCGGGCCUGCUGACUCCCACGUCGGGAGCCGUUCCCGAAUCAUCCGAGGUGGCGGAAGCACGGAAGCUCGCCAGGCGAGCACAUGCCGACUUGGCGGCGUUUUCGGAAGAGUGGAGGAACCUGGAGGACAGGAAGAGCUGGAUCGAUCACGAGCUCCGCGAGCGCGAAAAGGAGGAGGCGGAUCUGACGUCGGCGUUUGGCCAGCUCCAGCUCUUCGCCAACGUCGUCACCAACGAGCUGCCCCAUGCUAUCGAAUGGUCCGACGUGAUGCGCUGCCUCCAGCAGGCGCUCGAACAUAUUGUGUCGCCUAGCGCUGAGGUGGCGGACAUUGCGGUGGCGGACAUUGUGGUGGCGGCCAUACAUCCGUUUUUCCGCGAUCCCGACUGGACCUUGCUAGAGGAGCCGGCGCGGUUCGCCACCGAGCUGAAGGACCUCCGCAGUCUUCUGAUGAAGCCGGGCGAGGGCGAUCACAAUACCAAUAAUAACAACGGCGGCGCCGUCGGCAAGUGGGAUCCCAGCACAAGCGGAGGGCUGAACAGCACGGACAUCUACCGCCGCCAUCACAAGGCGACCACGGCGUACGAAACGAUGAUGUACAAGCUCUGGUUCCCCAAGGCCAUGACGGCGAUCCGCGCGUGGGACGUGUUCGACCCGGGGGCGCUCCUGGCGGUGCUCGAGGCGUGGGACGACCUGCUGCCGGGGUUUGUGCGGGCGCAGUUCGUCGACGGCGUGGUGCGCAAGCUCGAGGCGGCGGUGGGCGAGUGGAACCCGCGCAAGAGCAAGACGAAGAACAACGACAACAACAAGCGGCACCAGCAGGGCCAGAGCCAGGGCCAGGGCCAGAGCCAGAGGCGGUUGCCGCACCUGUGGCUGUUCCCCUGGCUGCCCUACCUCCCGGCGUACCACCUCGAGCCCAAGGGCACGGGGCUCGUGGCGGACGUGCGGCGCAAGUUCGGGCAGCUCAUCGACGUGUGGGAGUUUGAGCGCGGGGUGGUGCCCGGGUUGGAGCAGUGGCGCGACGUGCUGGGGACGCAGUGGCGGCCGCUCGUCAUGGGACACGUGUUGCCUGGGAUGGGCCGGUAUCUGAAGGAGCAUUUCCGGAUCGACCCGAGCGACCAGGAGCCGUAUCUACCCAUCCUGACGGGGGCUCUGAAGUGGACGGGCGUGCUGGGGUCCAAGGUGCUGGCUGAGGUGAUGGUGGCCGAGGUGUUCCCGCUGUGGCAUGACAAGCUGAGCGAGUGGCUUGGACUGGAGGAGAUGAACCUGGAGGAGGUAUAUGCGUGGUACGAGUGGUGGAGGGAUCAGGUGUUCCCGAAGGAGGUUUCUGGGGCGACUUCGGUGAAGAGGGAGUUUGAGAAGGGGUCGAUGACUAUUGCGGCGGCGUUGGAGAAUAUGUGAUAAGAUGUUCUGUAGAUGGGACUACUAGUCUCUACCUUGGUCUCGACAAUAGAGAUGACCCGAUUGACAGAUAUAGUCUUUACGUCCCUCCUGCACGCUGCCCGCAUCAUUGCACCAG